AUGCACAUUCACGGAUCACCGGAAACCGCGGCGAGGAAAUGUGUGCGAUUUUGUGAAGAAACACAGCCCGGAUUUAUGAACACUUGGGAACUCAUCCAGCCGGUGAUUCCCCGUACAUUUGUCGAGGGCAUGGCUGCGACUUUCGGACGUCCUCGCGAAUGCAACUUUUUGAUCACUAUGCGCAGAUACACCGUGAUACGAACAUGCUGUAGUGCCCCUUCUGCCCGUUCGUCAUUUUUCUGCCGCGCAAGCGCAUAUCCGGCUAAGGAACGAGGUCGAAAUAGACUGCUCGGCGUUGGUGGAUCAUUUUGUGGAGCAUCUAAAAGU
Messenger RNA from Mesorhabditis spiculigera, 327 nucleotides. The record is from the annotation of a GenBank genome assembly. Lineage: Eukaryota; Metazoa; Nematoda; Chromadorea; Rhabditida; Rhabditidae.